Molecule: messenger RNA, 2935 nt
Organism: Daldinia loculata
Lineage: Eukaryota; Fungi; Ascomycota; Sordariomycetes; Xylariales; Hypoxylaceae
Product: alpha/beta-hydrolase
Exons: 2
Coding region: 114-2273 (719 amino acids)
Biological process (GO): triglyceride catabolic process
Cellular component (GO): cytosol
Molecular function (GO): sterol ester esterase activity; triacylglycerol lipase activity
Source: RefSeq, a predicted model, not a curated record
UGUUUUCCUUUUCAUAUGGCCAUGUCAAUUCUUAUCUAAAGUUACCAUAGCUCCGUAGACUCUUAAUCUUCCUUCCUCCGUCUGAUGGAUAACUCGGACUACGAUUAUACAGCAUGAUCGAUCACGUUCUCGGUAAACCUUCCGUGAAGUCGCGCAGGCUUCAGGUACUUGCUGUGCUGACAUUUUGGUCCCUGUAUCUUUUCAAAGGCAAUCGACAUGGACCGCCCGUUGCUCGGUACUUGUCUAAGACCUCCUCGAAAUUAUUGACAGUAUGGCAGACCGUCGUACUAACCAUGAUGUAUUUAUACGCGGCUCGGAACUUCAGCACCCUCGUCGGACUUGCUAGCCCUGAGCCCAUGGCGAACAUGUACGAUGCUAAGUAUUUUCGCGCAACGUGGGUAUUGACUGCGCUCGACGCGGGUUUUUGGACGGCCAUGAAAAUUAAGAAGAAAUGGAUACGAGAUAUAGCUAGCUUAGCAUUCUCCCUCUUUUAUCUCGUGGCAGCAGAACGUGCGGAUGAGAAGGUUAGGAAAGUUCGAGGUGCGUUGACUGUCGAUCACCUACGGGUAAGCUGGAAUAAGGGCACCACGCCAUACCUACGAGCCGUUCAAAACUUGAUGCGCCCCCGGUUCACACGGUGGCCGCCGCGAGCGAUUCGUAUCCCUCGGCCUAGCUCCAGCGACUACAAAGAACCGGUCUCCGGGUGGUUGUACUACGACGGGCCCAUAUCAGACUUGGAGCACAUCAACAAGAUGAUCUUAGACAUCCCCGGAGGAGGCUUUGUGGCUAUGGACCCGCGAUGCAACGACGACAAGCUCUUCGCAUGGGCCGGAAAAACCGGCCUUCCAAUACUCAGUCUAGAGUAUAAGAAAGCACCGGAGUUCCCGUAUCCGUACGCUCUAAACGAGUGCUUCGACGUGUACACGACCAUCGCCAGAAGCAAGGGGCGGUGCAUAGGGAUGUCAGGUAUGGAGAUUCCGAAGGUAGUGGUGACGGGUGAUAGCGCUGGUGGAAACCUCGCGACGGCCAUGACUUUGAUGAUAAUCGAGAACAACACAAACCAACGUCAAUAUCCGAUCCAGGCGGAGCUUCCUCUUCCCGCCGGACUUAUACUUCUCUAUCCUGGUCUAGACAUGAACAUCGGGAACUGGAUGUCUGACGAGCAGAUGUCUUUGAUUAAGGACCGGCGGGUGCGAGCGACGAACAAGGACUACCUGCGUCGGAAGAAUAUGCAAUACAACGACCUAGUUGGCACUCCUCACCAGUCCGACGACGAAGAUGAAGAGCCUUCCGGUCCGAUUCCUAGCGAAAGCCCAUCUACGUUGGAUACCGGCACUGACGAUAGCGGACUCCGCAGCCCCCAGCCCGAAUACUCCCACGCCAAUCGCCAGACCUGGGCGAAAUCCGAACAGUCGACCCUGAUCUCAAACCGGAACGCCAAGUCGACGUCGCAUAGGCCCGAACCGAUGAAGACGCGCUUGGCCAUGGCGUCCAUGAUCUCCUACUUCAACGACCGCGUUCUCACCCCCGAGAUGAUGCGCGCGAUGAUCAUCCUGUACAUCGGGCCUCACAACCGGCCCGACUUUUCGCAGGAUUACCUCCUAUCUCCUAUCUUGGCCCCUGAUCUCCUAUUGCAGAAAUUCCCGAAAACCUACUUCCUCACUGGCGAGCGUGAUCCUUUAGUUGAUGACACAGUCAUCUUUGCUGGGCGCUUGCGCCGUGCCAAGCACGCUUUCCAUUCGCAGCGCAGCUCUGAGAGAACGAGAGGUCUAGACGAUAUUACGGACUUCGAUGAAAAGGACGUCGCCGAGAUCGUCCUGAUCCCUGGUAUUAGCCACGGCUUCACGCAAUUUCCAAAUUUGUACCCGCCUGCGUGGAAGCUGAUCGAUCGCUGCGCGCGAUGGGCAGUGGACGUUCUCGAUACGGCAGAGACACGCAUGAAACGUGAACAGCAGAGCUUGUCACAGCGUCAUCACGCGCGUGCUGAGUCUAGCGGCGACGAGGACCGGCCACUCGAGAUAAAUAUGACAAAAAUGCGGUCGCGUGCUAUCAGCGAUAGUGCCAAGGUGAAGCCAAACAGCGCUGAACCGGCAGGAGAGGAUGUCAACGCUGAAAAGCCGAACGGAAACACGAAGAAGAGGAGAUCUAGUGGGCGGUCCGGAUUUGGGCAGAAAUCUAAGAGCUUCAUUAAACUAGAUAGUUCAGAAGAUCUACUCGGACGACGUAUGCAGGGCCUCGCCAGUUCUCUAACCGCAGGACACGAUGAAGAUUAACGUACCCGGUGGGUGGUUAAGUUGAGAGAAUAUUGGUACCGUUUCCACUUGGUCACGACCAGAGGCAUAAACCACGAUGUAUCAAGUUCUCCUUAGUUCCACGUUGAGAUAUGCGAAGAGCCUGAUCGAUAUAUUUCAUGAGUUCGGCAUCUGCCUAGGUUCCCAUCGCCCCGGAACAAAACAAGAUACCUGGCCGAUUACAGAAAUAAUUCAGCCUCGUAUUUUUCAGCACCUAAAGGAGCCCCCCGAAGAGGGAAAUUCUGUUAGUUCUCUCACGUGCAAAGGUUGAAAAUGGCUUCCAUGCCACUUAUCCGAAUCCACAGUUCAUAUAUGAAGAGCUUUGGAUCAUUCAAGUAUAGCAUAUAUUGCGUCAGGUUAGAUACCUUUAAAGUGGUCGCCACCACACGCUAUCAAAGCAAUAACAAACCUUUUGAAUAUAGAUUAAGUAGCCUUAUGGUUAUAGAGAAUUAUGGGGACAUAAUCUACCUAUUAUCGUUAGUAUUUCGUAAAGAUUAUUAUAAUGAUAUUAAGACGAAAAAGCUAGCAUCGUCGAAUAUGAUGUUAGGGAACCAGAGCGUCGUCGAAACAUACUGAGUAAUCCACCGUAUACUAUCGUCAGGUAGCCUCACGGCUGGGUACCGUGGCAAUUAUCUUAGCAUCAU